UUCACGCGUUUCCGUUUUGUUACCGGCCGGUCUAUUGGACACGGCCAGCUAAAAUUAGUCAGUUUUCCGAAGAUACUCGUUGAGAAAAUCGCCAUUGGGAGACCCGUUAGCUUUUAAAUCUGAAAUUAUCGGUAGAAUAGAAGGUCAUCAACGUCCUUUUAUUAUGUCUUAUGCAAAAAAUAACGGUAACUCCUUCAGAGGACGUAACGGCAAUUCGUUUCGAUGCGGCGGUGAUGGAAAUAGUUACUCCAACGGCGGUAACAGUAGUAGCAACAAUAAUAAGUUUCGUAAUAAUAAUCAAGGCGGAUCGCGAUUUUCAAAAUCAUCAAGUUUUCAAGGCAAUCGUCUCCGUAAACCCGAAUGGGACAUGAAAGAUUUACGUCCGUUUAAGAAAAACUUUUACGUAGCUCACGCAAAUGUCGUUAAUCGGUCCUCUUAUGAAGUAGAACAAUACAGACAAUCGAAACAGAUCACUGUUGAAGGGGAUGCUCCGAAUCCUAUUCAAAAUUUUGAAGAAGGAAAUUUUCCUGAUUAUGUUAUGGGUAGUAUUGAAAAGCAGGGUUAUGAUUCUCCAACAGCAAUUCAAGCCCAAGGUUGGCCGAUUGCUAUGAGUGGCAGAAACAUGGUUGGAAUAGCUCAAACCGGGUCAGGAAAAACAUUAGCUUAUAUUUUACCAGCAAUCGUUCACAUUAACAACCAACCACAAGUUGAAAGAGGCGAAGGUCCAAUUGUAUUGGUUUUAGCCCCAACCAGAGAACUUGCGCAACAAAUUCAACAAGUCGCAAACGUGUUUGGGUCAUCUUCGUACAUCAGGAACACCUGCGUUUUUGGUGGUGCCCCGAAAGGGCCGCAAGCGAGAGAUCUCGAGCGCGGUGUUGAGAUUGUUAUCGCAACGCCAGGACGUUUGAUUGAUUUCCUCGAACGCGGAACGACCAAUUUAAGGCGGUGUACAUAUCUGGUUUUAGAUGAAGCUGAUCGUAUGCUCGAUAUGGGUUUUGAACCCCAAAUUCGUAAGAUUAUUGAACAAAUACGACCUGAUAGACAAACGUUGAUGUGGUCAGCUACGUGGCCAAAAGAAGUUAGAAAAUUAUCUUCUGAUUUUUUGGAUGAAUAUGUUAUGAUUAAUAUUGGAUCUUUACAAUUAUCUGCCAAUCAUAAUAUUUUACAAAUUGUUGAUGUUUGUCAAGAACAUGAAAAAGAAAUGAAAUUAAAUAAUCUCCUCCAAGAAAUUAAUGAAAAUGGCGAAUAUGGAGCAAAAACGAUUAUUUUUGUUGAAACUAAGAAGAAAGUCGAAGAUAUUACGCGGAAUAUACGAAGAUACAAGUGGCCCGCUGUUUGUAUGCAUGGCGAUAAAAGCCAACAAGAGCGGGACUAUGUACUUCGUGAAUUCCGUAAUGGAAGGUCAAAUAUUUUGGUGGCUACAGAUGUAGCUGCUAGAGGAUUAGAUGUUGAAGGAAUUAAAUAUGUGAUCAACUUUGAUUAUCCAAAUUCGUCAGAGGAUUAUAUCCAUAGGAUAGGAAGAACGGGACGUUCAGAUACAACAGGGACUUCUUAUGCGUUUUUCACACCCAAUAAUUAUAAACAAGCUAGGGAUUUAGUGUCAGUUUUACAAGAAGCCAAUCAGAUGAUAAAUCCGAAAUUAACAGAGAUAGCAAAUAGAUUUUCUGGUAGUUUUGGUGGAAAAAGUCGAUGGGGUUACAACGCACGAGGACGUGAAAAUACAGGUCCAAGAAGUCACCAUCGUUUUGGAAACGGCAACGGUUUGCAAAAUCGAUUUAGGACGAACGGCUACGCGAACGGUAAUAAUGAUUCGUACAACUACAAUUAGAAGAUUUUAAAGUAAUUUUUAAUUCUGGUAUAAAAAAAAUGUUUUUCUUUUUAUAGUACUAUUGAGCGUAGGUUAUUAGGGCGAGCGGAGACGUUUUAAUACUCGAAGACUUAUUGCGAUCUCACUCCUUUCGGUAUUAUUUUUUUUUUUUUAACUCGCAUCAUUCCAACGACGGAAAAUGAAUCUCUUGGAAAUAUAAAAUCGAAGAUGGUUUUUCGAAAUGGAAAUAUUUCUACGUCGACGGCCGGGAGAUGUAGAAGUAAUUUUAUUUCGGAUUUGUUGUUUUUAAGAGGAUUUAUAGUCUGAUUGGAACGAAACGUUUUGUACACUGCGUAAUCGACUGAUGAAUCAGAAAUCUAACGACGCGCGGUUUAUGUAAGCGAAAAUUGUACCGGAUGUUAGGUCUUUUUCGUGUCUGUGAUUAGAGUAGAUGAUCGAACCCCCUUUUUUGCCUCCCCCGAAUGUUUUUUUUUUUUUUGAAGAUUUUGCACACAGGUAUUUAAUUUAUAAUUAUGACUGCGGUUGUUUUUAUUAUUUAUUUUUUUAUUUAUGGAUAACUCUACGUGGAGUUUUUGAAUAUUUCGACGUUAAAAUAAUGGACGUCUUGGAGUAAAUUAAAAGUUUAGUUUGAAUUUUAUAAACUGUGUUGUUUAUUAUUAUUAGUUUCUUUUUGUGACAGUAGUAAAAUUUCUUUUUUCAGUCGACAAAUGUUUGAUUCUUAUGUAUUUAUGUACCAAGAUUGUGUUGACUAAAAUUAUAAUAAAUAUUUAAUGUCUGA
Onthophagus taurus is the source of this 2606-nucleotide messenger RNA. RefSeq names its product ATP-dependent RNA helicase p62-like. The record is from RefSeq and is a predicted model, not a curated record. Gene Ontology annotation, molecular function: ATP binding; RNA helicase activity; nucleic acid binding. Lineage: Eukaryota; Metazoa; Arthropoda; Insecta; Coleoptera; Scarabaeidae.